AUGAAGAAUGCGUUCAAUUCGUAUGGGAUUGACCAUGUCGUGCUGGUCAAACUUGCUUCUGCCGCCGUGGUUUGUUGGUUACUUGGGAGUAGGGAGGAAGAGGCUAUGGCGACUAUUUCUCAUGUUUGGAUGGAUGGGCAGCCGAAUCGGGUGUAUAGAUCCGGCGGAAAUACUAUCCAGAGGAAAGGAUGGGCUGCAGGAGAUGCGGCGAGAAGAGCUGUGCAGUUGGCGCUGCUGGUACAGGAUGGCCAACCAGGUUCGCCGGGAGCUUUGAGCGCGAGGCCGUGGGGGUUUUGGGAGCGGACCUUUGGCGAGACGGGGUUUGUAUUUCCGCGGCCUUUUGGGUCGUGGACGGUGCGCAAUGUGCUGUUCAAGACUAUGCCUGUGGAAGGGCAUGCGAUCUCGGCUGUGGAGGCGGCUGUACUGCACGCUCGUCUGUUACGACAGAAGGGUCUGUCAGAUCCUCUUGAACAGAUUGAACGGAUAGAUUUGAGGACGACUGCUGCUGCUUUUCUGAUCAUCAACAAGCGUGGCCCGCUGCAUAAUGCUGCUGAUCGGGAUCACUGCAUUCAAUAUGUCGUUGCUUUGGCUUUCUUGAAGGCUAGUCCGCCGGAUGCUGCGGACUAUCUAGACGAAAGCCCUUGGGCAACCAGUGAGAAGCUUGAAGCCCUGCGAGAAAGAAUUGUGGUGCAGUCCGACACCAAGCUCACUGAGGAUUACCUGGACCUGGACAAGAAGAGCAUCGGUGCGGGGAUGAAGGUGCACCUUGCGGAUGGGACCUCGAUGCCUGAAAUACUCGUUGAAUACCCUGUUGGACAUCCACGGAAUCCAAAGACACCCGCUGCAGUACAAGAGAAGUUUUUCCGAAACAUGGGGCUCAUGUUCGAUACAACAGAGAUCGGUCGGAUGUUGGGCGCUGUUCAGAAUCCAGAUACCAGGAUCUCGGAUUUUAUGGAUCUGUUUAUCCGCCCGUCAAACGAGGCGAAGUUGUAA
Messenger RNA from Penicillium bovifimosum, 993 nucleotides. Its product is annotated as putative 2-methylcitrate dehydratase (PrpD). NCBI's taxonomy places the organism in Eukaryota, Fungi, Ascomycota, Eurotiomycetes, Eurotiales, Aspergillaceae. The transcript has a single exon. Gene Ontology annotation, molecular function: lyase activity. The record is from RefSeq and is a predicted model, not a curated record. The coding region runs from base 1 to 993 and encodes 330 amino acids.